This is a messenger RNA of Darwinula stevensoni, 2334 nucleotides long. The record is from the annotation of a GenBank genome assembly. Lineage: Eukaryota; Metazoa; Arthropoda; Ostracoda; Podocopida; Darwinulidae.
AUGUCAUCCACAGAAGACUUCGACGUGGAUGGGAAGACGGUCGCACGGGUAAUCGCCGAUCACGCUGAAGACUUGAAGUAUAUAGAUCAUGAUGCGGUCAUGACUCAUAUGAGGAAAAACGGAAUGAUCGAAAGCAACGAAUACGCCGAAGUGAGAAAGAGGUCGUCCGAGGAAAAAAGAUUGUUCCUCGAGGAACAACUCCCGAGGAAAGGUGAUGCUGCAUUUCGGAUGUUCUUGAAGUGUCUCCGGGACAGCGGCCAGGUGAUACUGGCCAGAAAAAUGAAGAAUCCGAUGUCAUCCACAGAAGACUUCGACGUGGAUGGGAAGACGGUCGCACGGGUAAUCGCCGAUCACGCUGAAGACUUGAAGUAUAUAGAUCAUGAUGCGGUCUUGACUCAUAUGAGGAAAAACGGAAUGAUCGAAAGCAACGAAUACGCCGAAGUGAGAAAGAGGUCGUCCGAGGAAAAGAGAUUGUUCCUCGAGGAACACCUCCCGAGGAAAGGGGAUGCUGCAUUUCGGAUGUUCUUGAAGUGUCUCCGGGACAGCGGUCAGGUGAUACUGGCCAGGAAAAUGAAGAAUCGUUGCAUGGCAAUUUUGAACCGUGAUCAGUCCUCAACAACCAAUCGUCAUGGUCAAGCUUUCGAAGGAACUCGGGAAGGGGGAUAUGAAUCACGCUCAGGGAUAGAUGAUCACAGGUUGCCUGGUGAGGAGACGCUGGAAGCAGGGGCACCCAUACUGGCAGACGAACUGAUGCAGACGCUGAAUGAUCUGUCGAAUGCGGUAGCCCAGGCGAAGAAUAUGGCAGAGCGUUUCAAAGAGCAGGGGGUAUAUUAUGCAAGGAAAUUUGAUGAACUUGAGCAGCGGCUCAGGAGGGAGCAAUAUCAGCAUCGAGAGACAGAGCGGAACAGGCAAAUGAUAGAAAUGGAGCUAAAGAAAAGAAGUGCACAGGUGGAAGAGUUGCAAAGGCAGUUAGACGUGGGAAAGACGGAGCUUCCACAAGCCAGGGGAUGGAACAUCGACACGGUCUCUCAGGCUCAGAUGCCGAUGAAAGAUGAGCUGUUCCCGUGGCAGCUAACUUGGAUGCCCACACACCAGACGCCCAGAUGUCGAGUCCAGACCAAGGCAGAUCUGUUCACUUGGUUAAGGAAGUUGAGCAAACAAGAUCUUGUUGUAAGUCACGUUUAUUCGCACACAAACGUGAAGACGGGCGACGUGGAAGAGAUCGAGAGCAGAAUUGCCGAGAAAAUGAGUCACUGGAAGAGGAUUUGGACUUUCCUUGAUGCAAAUUUGGAUGAGGACUGGGCUGUCGACUUCUUUGGCAUAGAAGAGAACAAAAAAGGUGAGUCCUUAUCAAUGGGCUGUGGAGUGACUCAGUUGUUGCUGCAGCAGCUGCAAGAUGACUUCAAGGAGAAGGAAAAGAAGCUGGUGAACGAGAACAUGGCAAUGAAAGCUCGGAUGGAGGAGAUGUCAAAGGCAUUGGCUAAGCAGAAGGAGAUGAAAGUGAAGCAUAAGACCAAGAAGAAAGAACUGAAGAAGCAACUCGAGAAGGAGCAGCUCGCGCGUCAAGAGGCAGAGCGGAAGAAACGCGUGAUCAAGAGAGAGCUCAAGGAAAGUAGAGCGCAGGUAGAAGAUCUGCAGCAGAAACUGUUGAAUUCAGCCUCUGAGAAUGAGAAAAGAGAACUCGAGGAGCAGCUGAAGAGGGAGCAGUCUUUGCGUGAAGAGACAGCGCGACAGAAACGCAAGAUCAAGAAAGAACUCAAGAAAUACAGAGCUCAAGUCGAAGAGUUGCAGCAACAAUUCGCUAGUGUUAACGUGAAACCUUCGCACGCCCACCCAAAGGACGACGAGAUACCUCCCCGAACUCCGCUACCGAUGGAACAUCGAAUGCAUCAAUCACACUCAACUCAGGCACCGAGAUGCCAUGUUAAGAGCAAAGACGAGCUUCUCGCCCUAUUGAACAAGGACAAGGAUUCACCUCGUAUCGUUUUCAUCAAUGCCUAUUCACACACGAGUGUGAGAAUGGUAGAAGUUGAGAAGAUGGAGAAGAAAAUCAAAGCGAAAAUGAGUGAUGUGGUAUUCCUGGAUGUCGAUUUGGACUCCGACUGGACGGAGAACUUCUUCGUGGAUGGGAAACUGGACAAAAGUGGUCACUGGAUUAUUGUGAUGUCACAAGCACAUUCUUCCUUGGAUGCCAUUGGGGAAAUAUUGCGGCAAUGGGACAUACGUGGGGAAUAUGUGGGGUUUGCCUGGAGUUUGCCACAAUGGAUUGGAUGUGUGCCUCGUGAAUACGUCAUACUUAAUGGGGCAAACACAACUUGCGUGGACAUUCUUUGA